Messenger RNA from Phodopus roborovskii (desert hamster), 1845 nucleotides. It is a transcript of the gene Gpat3, whose product is annotated as glycerol-3-phosphate acyltransferase 3. Gene Ontology annotation, molecular function: glycerol-3-phosphate O-acyltransferase activity. The coding region runs from base 378 to 1529 and encodes 383 amino acids. The record is from RefSeq and is a predicted model, not a curated record. Gene Ontology annotation, biological process: triglyceride biosynthetic process. Gene Ontology annotation, cellular component: endoplasmic reticulum. Lineage: Eukaryota; Metazoa; Chordata; Mammalia; Rodentia; Cricetidae. The transcript is spliced from 12 exons.
AGGGCGGUGGCUCACCCAGGCAGCGGUGCCCCCGGGACCCAGUCGUGCCAGGGAGCUCCCCGUUGGGUGGUGAGGGGGGUGGGGCAAGGGCAGAGUGCAGUAAAAGGGCUCCCCGGCACCCGAAAGCAAGCAAGCCAUCGGCUACCCGCAUAGCUCGUAUCCCACGCAGAGGUGCAGGGAACCUGCAGGGAUCCUCACUGCCCGAGGGCCUGGAGGUGAAGGGACCGAAGCGGGCGGCUCUAAGUCGCCGGAGCCGGCUCCGGGUCGGUGCGGCGCUGUGUUUUCGGAGCUGCGCGGGACUGCCUGGGACUUGUGUAUCCCUCUACCGCCCUCGCUCGGAUCUCCUGGGGACCCCUCCCGGAGGGCGUGCCGGAGCCAUGGAGGGCGCAGAUCUGGCGGUGAAGCUCCUGUCCACCUGGCUGACGCUGGUGGUCGGCCUCAUCGUGCUGCCCUCGGCCUUUGGAUUGUCGCUAGGCAUCUCGGAGAUCUACAUGAAGAUCCUGGUGAAAACCUUGGAGGGAUUGGAAGCCAUUGUGGAGGAUGAAGUGACCCAGAGGUUCUCCUCCGAGGAGCUAGUAUCAUGGAAUCUCCUCACAAGAACCAAUGUCAACUUUCAGUACAUCAGUCCGAAGCUCACUAUGGUGUGGGUGCUGGGUGUCCUAAUACGCUAUUGCUUCCUGCUACCUCUGAGGGUUACUCUGGCUUUCAUUGGGAUCAGUUUGCUGAUUAUAGGAACUACACUGGUGGGACAGCUUCCAGACAGCAGCAUCAAGAGCUGGCUGAGUGAGCUGGUGCACCUGACCUGCUGCAGGAUCUGUGUCCGGUCCCUGUCUGGUACCAUUCAUUAUCAUAACAAGCAGUACAGACCCCAGAAGGGAGGCAUAUGUGUCGCCAAUCAUACCUCCCCCAUCGAUGUCUUAAUCUUGACAACGGAUGGAUGUUAUGCUAUGGUUGGACAGGUUCACGGUGGACUGAUGGGGAUCAUUCAGAGAGCCAUGGUUAAGGCUUGUCCACACGUCUGGUUUGAGCGCUCAGAAAUGAAGGACCGACACCUGGUUACUAAGAGACUAAGAGAACAUGUUGCUGAUAAGAAAAAGUUGCCCAUAUUAAUCUUCCCUGAAGGUACCUGCAUCAACAAUACUUCAGUCAUGAUGUUUAAAAAGGGAAGUUUUGAAAUCGGAGGGACCAUAUAUCCAGUGGCAAUAAAGUAUAACCCCCAAUUUGGUGAUGCAUUCUGGAACAGCAGCAAAUAUGGCAUGGUGAGCUACUUGCUUCGAAUAAUGACCAGCUGGGCCAUCGUCUGUGACGUGUGGUACAUGCCUCCCAUGACCAGAGAGGAAGGAGAAGAUGCGGUUCAGUUUGCAAACAGGGUUAAAUCUGCUAUUGCUGUACAAGGAGGACUGACUGAACUUCCUUGGGAUGGAGGGCUGAAGAGAGCAAAGGUGAAGGACACCUUUAAGGAAGAACAGCAGAAGAAUUACAGCAAGAUGAUCGUGGGCAAUGGAUCUCCCAGCCUGGAACUGGACUGACACACUUCCCAUAACUGGCCUUUAGAAGUGAAGUUUUAUAACAUCGUUUCGUUGUGUGUCUUUUGCUUGUUUAUUGCUAAUCUUUUCUACUGGAUGAUAGUCUCUACCUCUUCACGCCAGAGGCAGAACCCACAGGUGCCCUUUUCUGACAUCGUUGUUAUAGUGUGGGCUCAAUGAAUGAAAAGGCCGAUUCUUGAGUGGAAAAAGACUCUGCCUUUUGUAAAAUGAUGUGUCGUUGAUGAUUGGAUGAAAUAUUUGUGUGUAAAGAGCUUCUAGAGUGUUUUGGAAUUUGUUAAUAAGGUAAUUCUCAAAACAA